AUGGCCCGUAGAAGCAGACGUGCCGAAGAGUCAAGUGACCCUGCGAUAAAGUUGUUUGUGAUCUCCAGCGCCUGGCCGUGCAAGCCGACGCAUUCGCCUUUGCAGCCCCUCGUCUUGCUGCACGGAGCGACGGGUCCUGUGGACUUCACGGGUCCAGAAAGUGCAUGCCACCAGCACAUAGGGCUGGCGAGGUCGGUCUUGCGACGCGACAAAAACGACCUGCUCUUCGUGAUAGAUGUAUCUGACGUUGCUUCACGCCAAGAUUGGCAAACAGGAGUGGUCCGGCCAGCAAGGUCCAGACGGAUGCUGGAGCGUUGGUUUGCCAAGUUCAAUCCCAGGGACGCCACGGUCAUCGCAUUCGGAAACGAUGCCGAGCUAUGGGUGCCGCUGGUGAGACUUCACGACGAGCAGCGCAUCUCGAAGCUGAUAGUUUGCAUCCUGGGCGCUGGAUUUAGCAUGGAAGCGCUGGUGGACGCAAUCGGUUCUCAGAGCUCAGUGUCAGGGCUUGACUUGGAGGAUCUACACUUCACGUUUGUGGACGUGCAAACUGGACAUAAUGUUACACUGUCGGCCGUGGAGAGCUUCCGAAGCUUGACCCCGUCUCUUCCACCUCAAGGCUUUCCUGAGGCAAUUUUUGCUUGGCAAUCUCUGGGACUGCAGUCACCGGUCUCCGCGGCUCCGGAAACCAUCCCUGCCGAUGUAGUGGCGCUGCUCAACAACAACUUAGAGCAGGAUGCCUCGUCUGGCACUUUCUCGACGCAGUUCCUGGCUCCAGGCAUGGCAUUUUCCGGUCUCAUCGUGAGCAUCCAGACUUGUGCCUAUGACGAAGAUGCGACUGUGUUGAGAGCGCUGCUAGCCGACGCGCAUGGAUCCGUGGAAGGCCUCUUCCCAACGACCAUGGCAAAAGCGCUUCUUCCAGGCAAGUCUGUGCCAGUUUCAGGGAGAGCCCUUUCGCUUCAAGGCCGCCUACUGGUACUUGGCCAACAAGUGACCUCAAAUCAAGGCCCGCGGAACGGCUACAUGCCGGUGUCAGACGGGAGGCGGAAUGUGUCGGAUGUUUCCAGAAAGUUCGGCUGCUUAGUCCUUAGAGGACGGAAGUGCGUCCUGGCGCGGGAUGCCGACAGGCAAUUGUAA
This is a messenger RNA of Symbiodinium sp. CCMP2592, 1134 nucleotides long. The record is from the annotation of a GenBank genome assembly. NCBI's taxonomy places the organism in Eukaryota, Dinophyceae, Suessiales, Symbiodiniaceae.